Lolium rigidum is the source of this 1051-nucleotide messenger RNA. RefSeq lists its product as uncharacterized. The transcript has 2 exons. NCBI's taxonomy places the organism in Eukaryota, Viridiplantae, Streptophyta, Magnoliopsida, Poales, Poaceae. Gene Ontology annotation, cellular component: mitochondrial matrix. Bases 1 to 681 code for a protein of 226 amino acids. The record is from RefSeq and is a predicted model, not a curated record.
AUGGCCCGGCGGCUGCUCAGCCUACGCCCCCAACUCAUGGCUCUCCCUCCCCGUAUCCUCCAUUCGCGACAGUAUAUGUCCGACAUGCGCCGCUCCGCCUUCCUCGACCGCCUCCUCCGCUCCCUCCGCUCCGAGAUCUCCUCCUGCCGCGCCGAGCCUGCCCCGCCGCUACCGCCUUCCGUCGCGCAGUUCACCGUGGAUGACCGCCCCGGAGAGCAGUGGGUCCGCCUGCGUCGUGCGUUCUCUGCGUCCAAGGGCGGGGAUCAGGAGGAGGUCAAGGUGGAUGCCACCUUGGUCGACGGCGCCGUGGCGCCAACCCGCUCGGGCGCGGUCGCCGAAGACGGUGGACCGUCCAGGAUGCACAUCAGCGUCCACGUCGAGGUCUCCAAGCCCGCGCGGCCUGACUUGGCGCUCAGCUUCGAGUGCUCAGCCUGGCCCGAGGAGAUGGAUGUGGAGAGGGUCUUCCCUGUCCGCCGCAGUGGGCCGACGCCGGAACAGCAAUACAUGGGCUCCGCAUUCAGGGAGCUAGAUGAAGAGAUGCAAAGUGCAAUGCGAGAUUACUUGGAGCAAAGGGGAGUGAAUGAUGAGCUUGCAGCAUUCCUGCACACGUACAUGGAAAAUAAGGAGCAGAGAGAAAUUGUCCGGUGGUUGAAAAAUGUCGAGUGCUAUCUCAAGAAAUAGACAACAUCUGCUAGACACUUUGAGUUAGAUUAGUUGUGUCAUGUUGUCACCUCAUCAUAAGUGCAACAUGUAUUGUGCUAGAUGCGGGGAUUGCAGGGCAUGGUGAAUUCUCGGUACUCAACAUCCAACAUUGAGGGCCAAGUGUUUCACCAGUUCAUAAUGGUAUGUUCUCGUUUAUCUUGACGUUUCUAAAUCUCAAAGUGAGUGAGCACAAUUUCGUUCUCUUGGCUGGAAAAUUCAAGAAUUGUAGGUUGAAAAGGAGAAGGAUUGUGCAUGCGCCUUGCCUGUGGUUAUUGCCAACUCCAUCUUAAUAGGUGUUCCUAUUCAUAUUAGUAGUCAGGCUCCGAGAUGAAUUGAUAAGAUUAUGGAU